UCCUCAGAUCGCGGCUGUGACACCGUUGUUUUUAUUAUUCCUCCUCUGGGUGUUUCACAUCGGCACGUUACACACAUUCUGUAAUUCGUGCCUUUCUACAGUGCAUGUUAAUAUCACCAGACUUUAUGACAAACGGACGCUAGCUGCUCUCGGUGGCUAACUUAUUAACCGGUAACAACACAAGGGCCAACUGACGGUACUCUGAGCUUGUUAGCCAGCUAGCUGCUGUCCCUCCAGUCGAACUGCCCUUUGUCUUUGCAGGCAAGUCAGCUAGCAGGCGUUGGUUUCUUCUCUCGGGUAGCUAACCCAGGAUUUUGGAAUUUUGUUUUAAUUUUUUUGCCUGACAGGAGUGAAGCAAACCAAGAUAGGCGGCUUGGGAACCAAGAUGUCGAACAGAGUGGUGUGCAGAGAAGCAAGUCACGCCGGGAGCUGGUACUCUGCUUCGGGAUCACAGCUGAAUGCACAACUAGAAGGCUGGCUGUCUCAAGCACAGUCCACCAUCAGACCUGCUAGAGCCAUCAUAGCACCCCAUGCUGGGUAUACUUACUGUGGUGCUUGUGCAGCACAUGCCUACAAGCAGGUUGAUCCCUCUAUUACUCGUAGGGUGUUCAUCCUGGGACCUUCACACCAUGUGCCCCUCUCUCGCUGUGCCCUGUCACCUGCAGACAUCUAUAGAACACCCCUCUAUGACCUGAGAAUCGACCAGAAGGUUUACGCUGACCUCUGGAAAACUGGGCUGUUUGAGAGGAUGAGUCUGCAGACAGACGAAGAUGAGCACAGUAUUGAAAUGCAUUUGCCUUACACUGCUAAAGCCAUGGAGAGCCACAAAGACGAGUUUAGCAUCGUACCUGUGCUGGUGGGUGCGCUUAGUGAGUCAAAGGAACAGGAAUAUGGGAAGCUGCUCAGCAAAUACCUGGCAGACCCUUCUAACCUUUUCAUCAUCUCGUCUGACUUCUGCCAUUGGGGUCAACGGUUUCGCUAUACAUACUAUGAUGAAUCUCAAGGGGAGAUCUACAGGUCUAUUGAGCAUCUUGAUAAAAUGGGGAUGGGCAUUAUAGAGCAGCUGGAUCCCAUGUCUUUCACCAACUACUUGAAGAAGUAUCGCAACACCAUCUGUGGGCGUCACCCGAUUGGAGUGUUGCUAAAUGCUGUGGCUGAACUGAGGAAGUCUGGUCUAGAAAUGAACUUCACUUUCCUGAACUACGCCCAGUCAAGUCAGUGCAGGAACUGGCAGGACAGCUCCGUGAGUUACGCUGCUGGGGCACUCAUCGUUCAUUGAGGUCAACUUUUGCAGGGGCCACUGCAACGCCGCCACCCUGCCCUUACUAUCUAUCGCCAUAACCUGACCCAGACACCCUCCCCCUCACCCCCUCCCCCAGUUAUGCCCACUAUUUGCAGGAAGGACCUAGACACUCGAAGCCAAUACAGUCUUCUUUCUCUGUCUCUCCCUCAGCUCUCCUCUGCCUUUUCUCUGCCAGUUUGAAGUGUGUCUCAGAGUUUUUGGUUGAAACAUUUUGCUUGAAGUGCAGUUUUGAGAUUAUGUAGGAGCAAAUGGAUAGUGGAGCUGGGAAGAGCGCGUAGUAUUUUGGCUCGGAGUAAACACUGAGAGGGAAAAAUCUUAUUUGGGUUUUUGCAAGGACUGUAGUCCUCUUAGUUCCUUUUUGUUUUCCUGACAAAACAGAUUUGAGUUGUGAAAAUACAAUCUUUAUAUUUGGACUCAAUCUGUUCUCUUGUAAUUUGCCUCAGAAUAAGAAUUAAAAUAAAACUGCAGAUAUUAAUGGAGAAUAUUCUAAUGUUGCCAGAUGAAAAUGGAGUGUUUUGACUGACUGCUUCAAGCUACAUGCGACUUAAACUUUGAAAACAGUGUCAUAGGUAAUUACUACCAUUGCUCAGCACGUGUUGUAGUUGCUAACAAAGGGCUGCACCCAACAAAGUUCACUAACAACCCUACUGUACAAAACCAAAAACAAUAUUAUUAUCCUUUUAGUUUAUUAAAACACAAUAUUUUAAUCAUAUUUUAUUUCUUUUUUCUCCUUAUUUAGUAGUUUUAGAUGUGGUAAUAUUUACUCAAGUAGUGUGUAGGUUUGAGCAAAAGCCGCGUCAUCACUUGAGCUCUAAAGCCAUCAACCAGUUUGCCCAGUAAACUAGUGUGUACAACACCACUUCCUGACUACAAUCCCCUGCUUUGUAGCAUUACACAGAUGUUAUGCUAGGGCCAAACUGCAGCUAUGGAGGUUACAGAAAUACAAUCAAAGGUGGAUAUUGUGUUCAGCUGUGACAUGUCUACUCCCUGUUUACAAUUCCACCUUGAGUUUCUGUAGUUUCUGAAUUGUCAGAAUAGGAGACAAAAGUUUUGUUACAUAUUCAGUUCUGUAAGAGCAGCAAAACGUCUGUUUUGGUCUGAACAACUGGCAAAGCAGUAAAGACCACAAAGACUUGCUUAAAAUAAUAGGAGCUGCACCUCUUCCCUGUGUACUAUGUAGUAAUCUUUUUCUGGAUGUUUUGAUUGAGGAAUGCCAAAAUUUACUGGAAAAAUCCCAAGUUUUCAUCCUUAUGUUUGGUUUCCAGUUUUGAGAAUUCACGUCAGAAUUAGUCUUGAGACAGUACGAGUGUCACUCGUUUACUGUACACAAGACAACUAAUAGAUGACUCAAGUAUUAAUAUCAGCACAAAUGCUUUCCUGUUAGUUUUAAUAAUCUACCCAGUUGUUGCUCCCUGCUUCAUUUUGGACCUAUUGGAAAUCUCAAGCACAAAGAUUUAAUUAACUAACAACAGAAAUAGUUGCUGCCUGGAAUACUUCUGUUUUCAUAGGAAUGCAGAAUGCAGACUCCCCCCACUGAUUCUUAGUAGUAGUGCAGGCUUUUAGUACCAGGAUGAUAAUAGGCAGCACAGUGUCCGCUGUCCUGUCGUUUGAGAUUGAAACGUCACUUUUGCUGCUAAAGUUAAAUACUCCUAUUUAAAAAAAAAAAAAAAAAA
Messenger RNA from Archocentrus centrarchus (flier cichlid), 2976 nucleotides. RefSeq names its product mediator of cell motility 1 (gene memo1). The transcript has 9 exons. Lineage: Eukaryota; Metazoa; Chordata; Actinopteri; Cichliformes; Cichlidae. The coding region runs from base 386 to 1279 and encodes 297 amino acids. The record is from RefSeq and is a predicted model, not a curated record.